This is a messenger RNA of Zootermopsis nevadensis, 1683 nucleotides long. Its product is annotated as odorant receptor 67c. Gene Ontology annotation, biological process: detection of chemical stimulus involved in sensory perception of smell; sensory perception of smell. Gene Ontology annotation, cellular component: plasma membrane. The record is from RefSeq and is a predicted model, not a curated record. Gene Ontology annotation, molecular function: odorant binding; olfactory receptor activity. Lineage: Eukaryota; Metazoa; Arthropoda; Insecta; Blattodea; Termopsidae.
UCUAGUCCACCUGAUAGUAAACAUUCCCCCUGCACCGACCAGAAACGACUUCCCUCAGCAAGGUUUUUCUCAUGAUCUGUGGACAGUACUGCGAUGCAGGAACAUUUGAGUGGGUAGAACGUGGUUAUACAAUACUGCUGCAGUAUCACGUAUGAUUCAACAAACAAAAUAAAAAAGUACUUCCUUUCCUGGAACUGCUCAGGGCUGUCCACUAAGCAGUAGGAACAACCUAUUUAAAGGCUGUUGAGAUGACUAUAGCCGCCAUGAUGGUGCAUAUAUCGGCUCAGUUCGCGAUCCUCUGCACUGCUUUGGAGGACGUGGAUAAAAUAACAUCUGUUUCCGAGGAGAAGAUGUACUCAGACACAAGAAAACUCUUUGGGCGAGAGACAACUUCCUUGGAAGGUACUGAUGACCCUGAAGUCAUAGUUUUGGGAUCACAAGAAUGGAAAGUUAUCCAGACAAGAAGGGCUACUGACUGUAAUACUGUCGACAUGGACCUCCAGCAUAACGAGAGGAAGAAUGAGGAUUUUCCAGAACUGACGUGUUAUUUAGCAAACUUCGUCCAGUACCAUCAAGCUGUAAUCGAGUUCGUUGCAGAUGUGGACAAAGCUGUUGGUCCAAUAUUCCUUGUGUGUUUCUUCAUUCGUCAAUUUCUGGCAUGUGUUAUGUCAUUCCAAGUGGCACUGACAUGGGGUCAAGAUAACAAUAUUUUGAAAUUCAUAUUUGGUUUUCUUGGUUCUAUGUGUUCUCCAGCUAUAUUCUGCUGGUAUGGUACUGCCAUCAUACAAAGUAGUCUGGAACUACAGAGGGCAGCAUAUGAAUGCAAGUGGUACCAGCAUUCACAAAUACUGAAACACUACAUGCUGAUGAUUAUUGUUCGUUCUCAGAAACCUGUACGUCUCUCAGCUUGUCAGUUCUAUGUUAUAUCCUUACAGACAUUUGGCAAGAUGAUAAAUACAAUAUAUGCCUACUUCACCCUUCUCAAGAACCAGUAUGAGAACUGAUCACAAACACACAACACUGCAGCGAAGAACACAUGCAUACUAUUCGUACAUGUAGUUACAUUUACUUAUGUUUGGGCUAAGGUAACUAAUAGUUAACUUUAGUCUUCUGCAAUGCCUAUUAACUAAUAGAACUAGUACAAUCAAUGAUGAUAAAUUUAUGCCAGUUGAAUUGUUAUGAACAGUAACAAUCUCAUUUUGUGUAACAUCCUUUCACAAAAUGUCCUCUGUUUAUCUGAAACUUGAACUGAAAGAAGAAUGUUAUAUGUGAUAAAAUACAACUUCAUCUCUGAAACUGGAAGAAUUUCAAUUUAAUAUGGUAUUGGGGGUCUGCACUAAAAGGGAAAUAUAUAAUUUUAGUUCUUAUCAGGUUCCUUAGACACCAUUUACAGCAGGGAAAAUUUGUACAAAUGUGAAGAUAGCAAUAAGAUAUAAAACCUUUUUUUGUCAUGGGAAAUAACUGACAACAUAAAAUAUAAUCUAACUCUAGGCAGUGUAUACAGCUUUGCAGCAAUAGACUAGAAAUGGUAAAAUCACAGGCGUUAUUACUGAUUCCUUUGUAUUCUUGAAGAAAAUGCAGUUAUUUAAAUAGUAGGCGAGAUUUAAGGUUCUCACAGGAGCAAGUGGGUUUAGGACACUGCCACCGGGUAUAAACCCAUUUGCAGUCAAUAAUAAAUAAUAA